GCAGAGGUCGUUCGCUCGCCUGCUCAGGCCUUCUGUGGCGGUCGGCGGGCAGGUCGGUCGCGAUAGUCGGGCGCCGUACAGGGGCGUGGCUAUGUCGCGGUGGCAGCCCGGAUGGGCCGGCAGGGCCGGGAGUAACGGGACGUCGCCGCGGAGCUUCUUCCCCCGGAUACAGUGCGGCCCGAGAGGAGGCCGCGGCGCCGCCCUCCGGUCCUGAGGAGCUCGCGCUGUCCGGGGCCCGCACCGCCUUCUCACCCGCACCGACGCCUAUCGACCUGCCCUGUCUGGCCCGGUCCGACCCGGCCCAACCGGAUUGAGCGCAGCGCAAGCAGGCAGCACGAGCCCCCCGAAGCACAGGACCCUCCGCUCCAAAGACAUGAAGCUGUUGGAGAACUCCAGCUUCGAGGCCAUCAACUCGCAGCUGACCGUGGAGACGGGAGAUGCCCACAUCAUUGGCAGGAUCGAGAGCUACUCCUGUAAGAUGGCGGGAGACGACAAGCACAUGUUCAAGCAGUUCUGCCAGGAGGGCCAGCCGCACGUGCUGGAGGCCCUGUCCCCACCCCAGACCUCGGGCCUCAGCCCCAGCAGACUGAGCAAGAGCCAGGGUGGCGAGGAUGAGAGCCCCCUCAGUGACAAAUGCAGCCGCAAGACCCUUUUCUACCUGAUCACCACGCUCAAUGAGUCUUUCCGGCCAGACUACGACUUCAGCGCCGCCCGGAGCCACGAGUUCAGCAGGGAGCCCAGCCUCAGCUGGGUGGUGAACGCGGUCAACUGCAGCCUGUUCUCGGCCGUGCGGGAGGACUUCAGGGCCCUGAAGCCACAGCUGUGGAACGCCGUGGAUGAGGAGAUCUGCUUGGCCGAGUGCGACAUCUACAGCUACAACCCAGACUUGGACUCAGACCCCUUCGGGGAAGACGGCAGCCUCUGGUCCUUCAACUACUUCUUCUACAACAAGCGGCUGAAACGCAUUGUUUUCUUCAGCUGCCGCUCUAUCAGUGGGUCCACCUACACCCCCUCGGAGGCCGGCAAUGAGCUGGACAUGGAGCUCGGGGAGGAGGAGGAGGAGGAGGAGGAGGAGAGCGGCGGUGGAGGCAGCGAGGGCGGCCCCGAGGAGACCAGCACCAUGGAGGACAGGGUCCCCGUGGUCUGUGUGUGAAGAGGAGGAACAGAGGCCCCAGCGUCACUCAGCUUCAGACCGUGCCUGGACCUGCCCACCCGAGGGGCCUCAGGGCCUCCACAGCCGCUGGCCAGGAGAUCCGGGCGCUGCCACAGCACCAGCGCCACCCAAGGCCACGCCUGCCUAGCCCUUUGGCUUAGCCUGUGGAUGUCCACUCACCCCCACAGACUUCAGCUGCCCACGCUGUGGCUGGACUGGACAGCACAGGGCCUGGUGGGAAGAGCCACUGCCCUGCCCAGAUGAACUGACACAGGCAGGACAGCUGGACCACAGAGUUUAUUUUUGUAUUUUGUGCCCCUCAGGCUGAGGCCUGCACACUCCAGCCUCAAGGGCCGGAGACCACCCAGCAGUUGGUUCCUCGGGGUCAGCCGUCCACUUGUAGCCCCACCUCGCCCACUGGGCAGCGUGCACUGAGUGUCACUUUGCUGCAGCUGGUUUGUUUCCAAUAAAACUUCCUGUGACUUAA
Phacochoerus africanus (Common warthog) is the source of this 1640-nucleotide messenger RNA. RefSeq names its product MAF1 homolog, negative regulator of RNA polymerase III (gene MAF1). The transcript has 8 exons. Lineage: Eukaryota; Metazoa; Chordata; Mammalia; Artiodactyla; Suidae. Gene Ontology annotation, molecular function: RNA polymerase III core binding. Gene Ontology annotation, cellular component: nucleus. The record is from RefSeq and is a predicted model, not a curated record. Gene Ontology annotation, biological process: negative regulation of transcription by RNA polymerase III. The coding region runs from base 374 to 1153 and encodes 259 amino acids.